Molecule: messenger RNA, 632 nt
Organism: Coregonus clupeaformis (lake whitefish)
Lineage: Eukaryota; Metazoa; Chordata; Actinopteri; Salmoniformes; Salmonidae
Product: MOB-like protein phocein
Exons: 8
Coding region: 48-632 (194 amino acids)
Cellular component (GO): cytoplasm
Source: RefSeq, a predicted model, not a curated record
GAGCCAACACUUCCUCCAGCUUUGGCAACAUCCGGAUUCCAGUCGAGAUGGUCAUGGCGGAGGGUGCAGCUGUUAUGAGGAGGAAUCGACCAGGGACUAAAGAAAAGGACUUCUACAACUGGCCCGAUGAGUCAUUCGAGGAGAUGGACAGCACACUGGCUGUGCAGCAGUACAUCCAACAGAACAUCCGUACAGACUGCUCCAACAUGGACAAGAUCCUGGAGCCCCCAGAGGGCCAGGACGAAGGUGUCUGGAAGUACGAACACCUCAGGCAGUUCUGUUUGGAGCUGAAUGGACUUGCUGUGAAACUACAGGGAGAAUGCCACCCAGACACAUGCACCCAGAUGACGGCAACAGAGCAGUGGAUCUUCCUCUGUGCUGCACACAAGACUCCCAAAGAGUGUCCAGCCAUCGACUACACCAGACACACCCUGGACGGAGCCGCCUGCCUCCUCAACAGUAACAAGUACUUCCCUAGCAGAGUGAGCAUCAAAGAAUCCUCAGUAGGGAAACUGGGUUCAGUUUGUCGGCGGAUCUACAGGAUCUUCUCCCAUGCUUACUUCCACCAUCGUCAGAUCUUUGACAAGUAUGAGAACGAGACAUUCCUGUGCCAUCGGUUCACGCGCUCGUGA